Molecule: messenger RNA, 879 nt
Organism: Sclerotinia borealis F-4128
Lineage: Eukaryota; Fungi; Ascomycota; Leotiomycetes; Helotiales; Sclerotiniaceae
Source: the annotation of a GenBank genome assembly
AUGGCGACGAGGAUUUCGAAUAGCCGGGCUUUGGCCUCCGCCAUCAGAUCUACAAAGAACUCAUUAAGCCAACCUAAGAAGCUCAAUAUUCGACAAUUUGCCUCCACACAACAUGCCCGAGUUGUCGUCUCCUCCGAUACUCCAAACAUGCGUCAUGCUCAGAGAGCCCCCGAUACCCCAGGAGGACUCCGUGCUCCCCCUAUCAAUCCUGCAGACAAAUACGCAGCAAAAGCGGACGAUAUGCACAGAUACGGAUCAUGGCUCAUGGCGUGCCUUCCAAAAUACGUUCAGCAAUUCUCAGUAUGGAAGGACGAGCUUGUUAUAUACAUUCCCCCAUCUGGAGUAAUUCCUGUAAUUUCAUUCCUCAAAUAUAACACCGCCGCCGAGUUCACUCAAGUAUCAGACAUCACCGCUGUCGAUUAUCCCACCCGCGACCAACGAUUCGAAGUAGUCUACAAUCUCCUCUCCGUACGCCAUAAUUCCCGCAUCCGCGUUAAGACCUACGCCGAUGAAGCCUCCCCCGUCCCCAGUAUCACCAGUCUCUACGACGGUGCCAACUGGUACGAGCGCGAAGUCUACGAUCUCUUUGGAGUUUUCUUCGUUGGUCACCCGGAUCUCCGUCGCAUUAUGACCGAUUAUGGAUUCGACGGUCAUCCAUUACGGAAGGAUUUCCCAUUGACGGGAUACACGGAAAUAAGAUAUGAUGAAGAGAAGAAACGUAUUGUGACUGAGCCAUUGGAGUUGACUCAAGCGUUUAGAAACUUUGAGGGCGGAACCGCUGCUUGGGAGCAAGUCGGACCUGGUGUGGAUAGAAAACCUACCACAUUCAAACUUCCUACUCCGAAGCCGGAGGAAAAGAAAGAGGAGCCAAAGAAGUAG